Messenger RNA from Sceloporus undulatus (fence lizard), 1418 nucleotides. Its product is annotated as oncostatin-M-specific receptor subunit beta-like. Gene Ontology annotation, molecular function: protein binding. The coding region runs from base 92 to 1120 and encodes 342 amino acids. The transcript is spliced from 8 exons. The record is from RefSeq and is a predicted model, not a curated record. Lineage: Eukaryota; Metazoa; Chordata; Lepidosauria; Squamata; Phrynosomatidae.
CAAAACAUUGGGGGAACUUCUUCAGCCAUGUUUGAGUAUUCUUUACUGAAGGGACAUGAAAGGGAGGGGGAACUCUCAUGAUGAAUAACCAAUGGAAUGUUUGUUGUGUCCAGCAGCAAUUCUCUAUAUACUGCUGUGUUUUGGCCUGCCUCAAAGUCAAGGUAAUAAUGAAUUUCAUGACAUAAAACUUAAAGUUUCCAUGAAUCGUGCUCUUAAGCAGCUGUUACUGGAGUGGGAUGUUAGUGAUGAUAUGAAAUCAUCUGGCUCUGAAGUAGACACGGUUUUUAACAUCCAGAUUUAUCGAAGUGAAGAGCAUUAUAUUGUCGUCAAUGAGAAUUUUACAACAAAACUCAGUAAAUCAAAUCAACCUCUGACCUGGACCUGGACUUCUGAUGUGCCAUUGGAGUGUUUGCCUCAUGGAGUAAGAAUCCGAAGCAUGGUAGCAUUUUCUAAAACUUGGAGUAAAUGGACUGCAUGGGAGAUAAAAGAUGGCAUGGACUUCCUGGAUAACGGAAGGAGUUACAUCUUCCCAGCAUACGAGGUUAUGGAAAAGGGUACCAGUAUUACGAUGUGCUGCAUUGGAAAAAGGAAUGAGCUAUUAAGAGGAUAUUAUUUUGAUAGAAAAACAUGUUGGGAUACAGAACAAAAAAGGAUAACAUUUACUGAAAUGAAUGUUCCAACUUCACUAUAUGGUGGCAUCAAUGUGAUUUGUAUUUUUGAUAAACCAAGUGAAAAUAUAGGAACUAGUCUCUAUGUGACCAGUAAGCCUGAUAAACCCAAAAACCUUCACUGUGAAACGGAAGACAUGACUGAGUUAAAGUGUACAUGGGAUCCAGGUCAAAUAAAAAAUUAUGCUAACCUUGAUCCGGCAAAAUGUGCAGCAAAUUUCACUUUGUCUGAUGUGUCUAAUGGACAGACAUACUACACUUAUCAAGAUGAAUGCACAUCAGGUAAAUUCAGGAUAACUGGUGAGCAAAUGAGAUAUCAUUUACGACUGACAACCCAAAAUUGUUUUGGAAAAGAACAGACAGAUGUUACAGUUGAUGUAUCCCACAGGAGUAGACUGGGACCCUAUGCAGAACAGACAAAUAUCCUGGACCCUGGAACCACUGAACCAUAGGGUUUCUGUCUUGCACGGAUUCUGAGCCAAUCAACUGGCCCUCAUCUACCUUUUCUCUCAGCUGAGAUACUCACUGAAAUUUCAUCAAUUCCGAGGGGGAAAUUGUUAAGAAGGUUAUUGGAAAUGAAUAUCUGUUUGGAUGGGUUAUCAGUGGAAUACUUAUUGGAAGACUGGAACCCACACAUUACCAAGCUAAUGGCCAAUUUUUUGGUGGAGGCAACAAGUUUAUGGAUAAAAUUUUAAUAACGAUCCUGAAGUUUUAUUGUAAAUGUAUGUUGUUGUUGUAUGCCUAAUAAAG